Messenger RNA from Polypterus senegalus (gray bichir), 1280 nucleotides. RefSeq names its product transcription factor Adf-1-like. The transcript is spliced from 3 exons. Gene Ontology annotation, biological process: regulation of transcription by RNA polymerase II. The record is from RefSeq and is a predicted model, not a curated record. Lineage: Eukaryota; Metazoa; Chordata; Cladistia; Polypteriformes; Polypteridae. Gene Ontology annotation, molecular function: DNA binding. Bases 297 to 1001 code for a protein of 234 amino acids. Gene Ontology annotation, cellular component: nucleus; transcription regulator complex.
CGCUGAGCAGAACUGCUUCCGUCCACAGUUUACGAGAAAGAAAAUAAGUGACUAGCACUAUAACAAAAAGAGUGAGAUCAGUAACGCUUUUUAUACGUGCAUUCGAUGAGACUAAAUCGCGCAAAAGCGAAGCGACUAAAAAUUUGAAGUCGCGUCUAUUUAAAAAAAAAUGAGCAAAACUCACAGGAAGUGAUUGACGCGCGUAUGACGCAAGUCGACGCGCGUAAAACGCGCCCGUUUAGGAUUACGGCGUGGUUUGGACGCGAGCGAAAACAGAAGCGCAUCAAGCGAAACAAAUGGACAAAGAAAAACUCAUCACACAAGUCAAGAGUCAUCCCGUGCUGUAUGACUCAAAGGACGAAAACUACAAGGAUAAUGCUAAGAAGGACAGUGCAUGGCGUGCAGUUUCCACAGCCCUUGGCCUCUCAGUGGAGGACUGUCAGAAGAGAUGGAAAAAUCUUCGUGAUACCUUUGUGAGGAAGAACAAAGCCUACCAGCCUGGUGGUUCAGAUUUAAGAUGGCAAAAGCAAUGGAAGUAUGCUGAAAUUAUGUCUUUUCUUCUCCCAUAUGUGCAAACAAGAGGGGCCAUGUCAAAAUUUAUAGAGGAUUCAAAAGAAUUGGUAGAGAAAAACAUAACCAUCCCCCUUAAUGAUGUUCAUGAAGCAGAGGGUGAAGAAGAAAGUACAGGCUCAACUUCUGACAUUUCACAUUCCCAAAGCAGAAAUGAUGAUUCUGUUCAACCUCACAUCAGAGGGCGAAAGCGAAAACGCGAACGAGAAGACUUAGAUGAAAAGCUCAUCAAAUUCUUGACAUCUCCAUCACAGAAAGUCCCUGUUUCCUCAAUAACACCAAAACCACAAUCUCCAACGGAACUGUUUUUAAUGAGCUUGGUGCCAACUAUUGAUGCCUUAACACCACGUAACCAGGUACAAGCGAAAAUUGGAAUUCUUAAGCUCCUAGACGAGUUACAAUCUUCUCAAGAGGAAGAAAAUAUUUUUUGACUAGUGGAUUUGGAAAAUGGUUGGAUGGAUGAAUGGAUGAGUAUUGCUUGAAUAGUUGGGGUGGCAGUACCAAGGCCAGGGUACUGCUCAGCAGGUUCUACACCCUCUUACAAAGCAGGGGCUUGUGGCUCAGCAUGGAGAAGACACAUUGAGCCAGAACUCUUUUGUCUUAUAAUGAAACUUCUCCAGUUUAGUAUGCAUAAGUGCAUUUUCACUUUGAAAUUUAUUAAAAAAAACUUUCAAACAUAUAUUGCUAUUUCAGCCUUUUUUAUGUCUAGU